Molecule: messenger RNA, 933 nt
Organism: Periophthalmus magnuspinnatus
Lineage: Eukaryota; Metazoa; Chordata; Actinopteri; Gobiiformes; Gobiidae
Gene: cntd1
Product: cyclin N-terminal domain containing 1
Exons: 7
Coding region: 1-933 (310 amino acids)
Biological process (GO): reciprocal meiotic recombination
Cellular component (GO): site of double-strand break
Source: RefSeq, a predicted model, not a curated record
AUGGCUAAAACAAACCGGUAUAGUUCUCAACAAUCCAACGAACUUAAUGUUUGUAAGUUUCGACUAGCCUCGUUUGACCUCCUGACUGAUUUCCUUGAAAAACUCAACAAGGAAAAUAAAAAUAAACUCAACAGUUUAUCAAAAUGUUCCGGGAACUUCAGGCAUAGCAGCGUGAUGGAAUCCAUCUUAUUUAUGACCAAAGCACUGAGACUUGACCCACACGUUGGAUACCAUGCCAAUGAGUUACUUCAAAGUUUCAUGAUCAAACACCUAACCCAUCUGCUCACCACGCCCUCACUUCAGGGAGCAUCUGGCAUCCCGCCCAUAAGUUAUGAAGAUGCAGUUUUGGAUUUGGUCAAAGAGAAGUUCCCUUUCAUUAUUUUUUCCUGUGUACAACUCGCAAGCAAAAUGUCCUUGCACGUGAACAUUAUUGACAACAACACUGCUGUACACUUCCUCCAGUCAUUGGGCUUCACUGCUACAAAGAAAUAUCUCCUGGAUUCAGAGCUGAUGGUGCUUAAGGGGCUCGACUUUAAACUGGAAGUGGCUAACCCUCUGAUCUACGUUGAAAUACUUUUGGAAGUCCUUGGUUACAACAAGCCAUCCGUCCCCAUCGAGCAUAUCUAUGACCUGUGCCAGCAGGUGCUCCAGUUUGUCGUCUUGGAGAGAUUCACCAUCUAUGACUCCCUGUUAAUGGUGAUCACCAGAAGCCAGCAACCAACGACAGAGCAAAGAGAGAAGUUUGUAACCGUGACUGAGGACUGGAUGCUUCUGGGUGUUGCUGUCAUUGCCGCGGCUUUAUACAUAUUUCAUAUCAGCCAAUGGGAGGAGGUGGUACGAGAGCUUAGCAACACCACAGGGAUUUCCUGGAGGACCAUUAUGGAUUUUGCUGUUGUUAUCUUGUUGCACCUUACGGACAGCUCUGGUCUGUGA